Molecule: messenger RNA, 467 nt
Organism: Funneliformis caledonium
Lineage: Eukaryota; Fungi; Glomeromycota; Glomeromycetes; Glomerales; Glomeraceae
Source: the annotation of a GenBank genome assembly
AAAGUAAAACGGCACUUUCACAUUUGUCAAAUUUACGUGGAUUUGUUAAAGCGGAAGAGGGUAGUAGAGGUGGAUGGUGGUUACCUUUAUGGAAUCAAGAUGUUGAUGAUUUAGAAGGUUCGCUGGGAUCUCCUUUUAAUAGUAAUAAUGGUGAUGGCGAAGGUGGUCAUGAUAAUCACGAAAACAGUCGUGAUAGUGAUCGUGUUGUCGGUGAAGGAGGUGAAAACACUUCAAAAAGUACACCGCAAAAUGCACGAUCGGCAUCUCCAGAAAUAUCAACACCUGUAUUUGUUGUGCCAUCUUCAAAUGAAUCAAGUAGGCCUAAUUCUCCUCAGCAAUCUGCAACUACUCCAUUAACUAAUAAUCAGAAUUCUGAAGAACCUCUUAAAACCACAGUAUCAAAUAAUAACAUCGAUCCUCUUCUACAUCAAGAUACUUUUAAAGAUGUAAAUCUAGUAAAUGAUUAA